Molecule: messenger RNA, 738 nt
Organism: Cetraspora pellucida
Lineage: Eukaryota; Fungi; Glomeromycota; Glomeromycetes; Diversisporales; Gigasporaceae
Source: the annotation of a GenBank genome assembly
AUGCCAAGAAAGAUGGAUCAAGAGCAACAUUUUUAUUCCACGAAUACUGAAGCUUUUCCUUCAGCUCUAUCCCAAAAUAUUGCACCAAAUACCUUUGGAAAAGGUGGAAACCCUGGAAACGGUGGAAACCCUGGAAAAGGUGGAAACCCUGGAAAAGGUGGAAACCCUGGAAAAGGUGGAAACCCUGGAAAAGGUGGAAACCCUGGAACAGGUGAUUUUUGCAGCAAAACUAAUCUUCCACCCACUAAUGGUUUACAAUCCAAAAACGGCCAAGUUACUUGCUCUAAUACUGAGCUAGGCGUAAUUCCAAGUGUUAAUAAUAUGGUCUCCUGUAUAAUUACAUCCCCUCAAAAUGGUGCUCAAAUCAAACAGAACCAAGCAUUCAAUGUAAAUGUAAAAAUAACCGGUAUGGAGACAGGACACUUCGAUAAUCCCGAUACUCAGUAUUACCUGAAUUCUCAAACACUUAAUGCCAAUGGACUAAUUCAGGGGCACUCCCAUAUCACCAUUCAACAACUUAACGGCGAUAACAUUCCAGAUCCUAAAAUCCCUGCUUUUUUCAAAGGAUUAAAUGACCCUGCUCAAAAUGGCGUACUAACCGUCGCUGUUGAUAAGGGUUUGCCUAAAGGAUCAUACAGGGUAUGCACAAUGAACAGUUCUGGAGGUCAUCAACCUGUGGUCAUGCCUGUCGCUCAACGUGGUUCUCAAGAUGAUUGUAUUCGUAUUAAUGUCAUCUAA